This is a messenger RNA of Dichotomopilus funicola, 1674 nucleotides long. RefSeq lists its product as uncharacterized. The record is from RefSeq and is a predicted model, not a curated record. Bases 1 to 1674 code for a protein of 557 amino acids. Lineage: Eukaryota; Fungi; Ascomycota; Sordariomycetes; Sordariales; Chaetomiaceae. The transcript has 5 exons. Gene Ontology annotation, cellular component: ubiquitin ligase complex; cytoplasm. Gene Ontology annotation, biological process: ubiquitin-dependent protein catabolic process; positive regulation of proteasomal ubiquitin-dependent protein catabolic process; protein polyubiquitination. Gene Ontology annotation, molecular function: ubiquitin conjugating enzyme binding; ubiquitin protein ligase activity; zinc ion binding.
AUGGCGUCAAGGUUUUAUGGCCCCAUCAACCCGGCGAUGCUUGGAGCAGAAUGGGAAGGGGACAAAGAACCGGAGCAGCGGGCAACACGGGUGACGCCGAGGGGACGAGAAGGACGACACACACAAUCGCAACGUGGACUAGCACAACGGCCUCCGCAAUCACAACCACAACCGGCCGCGCCAGAACUUCCAAACUUAACAUCAACGGUAUCUGGGUUCUGGGGUUUCAACGCGGCCCUGUUAAAAGGGUUUGAGGAUGACGACGACAGCGAAGCAUCGGGCAGGGCUGCGGAUGGAGGGAGUAAUCCUGUUCAAGAGCUCAUCAACGCGAUCCCCCCUGCGGCGAGGUCUUUGUUCCGGGACCUUAUGCCGCCCCCUUUGUCGCCUGCUUCCUCCGCCAGUGCGUCCUCUAACAAUGGUGGGACAAACGGAUGUGAGCGCCAGGACAGGGGAAGGGAAGGAGAGUACAAGCUCGAAACGCAGCAGCAAAGAACCAACAAGGUGCCCCCCUCGAGAGAAGUUAGCACAGCACGGUCGGAGUCCAGCCGGUCGACCAACCCAUAUGCGGCUGCCAUCGACAACAAGCAGAAUGCCCUCACAGUUGCAUAUCUGCGGAGCACUGCGAAGGCUGCGCCCGUCGAUACGCCGAACACCCCAGCCCCUGACGAGCUUGGAUUCGGGCAAAGAUACAAGGUCGCGGAUGAGACGUCCUCGGUCGUCAUCACCAACCAGCGACGGUUGCCGGAUGUUCUGAGUGGAGACCGCGAGUGCAUCGUUUGUACGGAUACCAAGCCAGUGUCGGAGUUCCCCGCAGCAGGCAUCACCAAAGCCUGCGACCACGAUCCAACAACAUGUUUAGUCUGUGUUGAGAUGUCGAUCAAAAGUGACCUCACCAGUAAACUGUGGGACGAAAUCAAGUGUCCGGAGUGUCGGGCCACUUUGGAGUACGAUGAUGUGCAGCGGUUCGCGGAUGAGGAGACCAAGGAGCGCUACCAAACUCUCUCCUUCCGCUCAGCUAUUUCCUCCUCCCCAACCUUCCUCUGGUGUACUUCUGGUUGCGGCUAUGGCCAAGAACACGAAUCCGGCGCAGCCUCCCCCAUUGUGACCUGCCGUCUCUGUUCCCACCGAUCGUGCUUCAACCACCGUGUAGCCUGGCACGAAAACCUCACUUGCGAGGAGUAUGACUUACUCCAAGCCGACCCAGCCAACUUCCGCAGCCGCUUCGAUCUCGACAAUGAAGAGGCGGAGGAGGCCGCUGCUGCGCGGCGCGCACAGGAGGAUGCCGACCGCGUGUUCGCGCAGAGCUUGGUGGCUGCGGAUCAGGCAGAGGAGCGCGCCGAACGGGGACGUAGGGCAAGGAGGGAGGAGGAAGAAGCGCGGGAGAGGGCGGCGCGUGAGCAAAGGGAAGCCAGGGAGAGGGAGAUGCGGGAGGCGGCAGCCAGGAAGAAGAGAGAGGAGGAGGCGAGUUCAAGGACGGUGGGCACGACCACGAAGCCGUGCCCAGGUUGUCAGGCACCGAUUGAGAAGAAUCAGGGGUGUGCUCAUAUGACGUGUACACAGUGCAAGCACGGCUUCUGUUGGGAUUGUCUCGCGAGUCACAAGGAGAUUCUGGAGAGUGAUAACAGCGCGCACAAGGAAGGUUGUCCAUGGCAUCCGGAUAAUAUCAAGGACUGA